AGAGAGAGAGAGAGGUUUCAGCCCUGGAUUCGAGAGGAGACUAAUUUACGAGUCUUGUUUUGCCUUUCAGGAAAAGGGAAGAUAAGAGGGGGGAGGGUGGUUGGUGAAGGAGAAUGCAGCAAUCACAUUUUUAAGCAUGCAGAAGCGGGCCGUUUCCGGUUCCUAGGCUGCUGUGUCCCCCCCAUCCGACGCCAGCAGCCGUAUGGGGAAAGCAGCGGCAGACACAGAUGGCAUGGACACUUCCACAAGGUCUGCCGCUCUGCCCUGCCUGCUCUGCCGGAGCCCGUUCGCCGCCGUCUCUCUCUUCCAGCUCGCUCCGCCGCCCAGCAGCACUGCAGCACAGCACAGGCUGACGGCAUGAGGCUUGAUCCAGUGCAUUUCUCCAUGCUGGUCAUCGGGGUCUCCUUCGCCUGUUACGCCCCGAGUCUCAACUCCCUCCAGGACCAGGCGUACAGAUCAGCCGUGGUCAUCGAGGGCGAGGUGCGCUCCUCCCCGGAGAACGUCUCCUCCCGGGAGCCCUACAGCGUGAAUGUCAAGGUGCUGGAUGUGUGGCCCGUCAACAGCGGCGGCCUCGAGAGGGAGCAGCUCGUGACCGUCGGGGACUUCGGUUCCGAGGCCCCGUGCACCACGGUGGAGAAGGACCACAGAUAUAUCUUUUUCAUGGACCCCACCGCCGAGCCCUUGGUAUUCAAGGCAUCGUACGCCCCCGUGGACGCCAGCGAGCCGGAGUCGAAGAAGGAUGUUGAGAGAGUGUUGUGCGAGGACUGCGCCUCUGCUCCUAAGUUGCGGAUGAUUAGCAGCCAAUCUCUGAUGGAAGGGAAGAAGCUGUACUUGAAGUGUGAGGCGUCGGGGAAUCCCAGCCCUUCCUUCCGCUGGUACAAAGAUGGACACGAGCUUCAGAAAGGCAGAGACCUCAAAAUAAAAACCAACAAAAAAAACUCAAAGGUGCAGAUCAGUCGUGUCCGUGUGGAAGAUUCUGGCAACUACACUUGUGUGGCUGAAAACUCAGUAGGACAAGAAAACGCCACGAGUAUAAUCAGCGUGCAGAUCUUGACCACCACAACCCUGUCUCCAGGUGUGAGUCAUGCGCGGCACUGCAAUGACUCUGAGAAGUCCUACUGCGUCAACGGAGGAGACUGUUACUUCAUACAUGGUAUUAACCAGCUGUCCUGCAAGUGUCCCAAUGACUAUACGGGGGACCGCUGUCAAAACUCCGUCAUGGCCAAUUUCUACAAGCUUCUCAGAAUUGAAUUUAUGGAGGCUGAGGAGCUCUACCAGAGGCGGGUGCUGACGAUCACAGGCAUCUGUGUGGCGUUGUUAGUGGUUGGCAUCGUUUGUGUGGUGGCCUACUGCAAAACAAAGAAGCAGAGGAAGAAGAUGCAGAGUCACCUACACCAAAACCAGAAUCAGUGUGUGGAGCAGCCAAACCGCAUGUUGGCUAAUGGGCCAAAUCAUCCUGGCCCUGGUCCUGAGGAGAUCCCCAUGGUUGACUACAUCUCCAAGAGCGUCCCUACGACCGAGUGCGUGAUCAGCCACGGAGCCGAGGGUGCAGGCAACUAUGCAGGCAGUCGAAUGUCGACCCGCUCCCACCACUCUACCACUGCCUCACAUGCCUCCAGACACGAGGAGCACACGUGGAGCAUGGAGCGAACAGAGAGUAUGAACUCAGACUGCCAGUCAGGUGGGCUCUCCAGCUCUGUGGGAACCAGUAAGUGCAGCAGCCCAGCAUGCAUGGCGAGGAGGGCCGCCCACUGGGGCUGUACGGAUGCGUCGGGACCGGGAAUGCAGUACGGGGACUCCUACGAUUCUCUAAGAGACUCACCUCACAGUGACAGGUAUGUGUCUGCACUGACCACGCCAGCACGCCUGUCUCCAGUGGAGUUCCACUACCCCCCGCUGCCUCCCCAGGUUCCCACUUUUCAGAUCACCUCGCCCAACACAAGCCACGCCCUCUCCCUUCCACCUGCUGCUGCCGCCUACCACAGAGACGAUGACCAACCGCUGUUACGGUGCCCCGAUGAUGGAAGUUUAUACAGGCAGCCCCGACGUCCUCGACGACCCUACCUGACAGAGAGCACAGGAAGUCUACCGUCCAGCCCCUACCGGCUCCCUGAUGACGAGGCUUAUGAGACGACACAGGAGUACGCCUCUUCACGGGAACCCAUCAGAAGCCGGCGUCGCCCGCGACGCAACCGACUCAACGGACAUAUCUCACAGCGCUCGGCGGGUUUACGGGACUAUAGCUCACAGAGCUUCAGCCAGUCAGAAGAGGAGGAAGAGGACGAGGAGGAAGAGGACGCUCACGGGGAGAGCACGCCUUUCCUCAGUAUGCAGAACAUGAACAUGGACCCGCCUCUAAAUGUCCCGGGUUUCCGUUCGUCAUCCGGUGCAGACACACGGACUCACCGCGGGCUGAGUCGGCCAGGGACGCGCAGCAACGGGCAGAGCCGCGGCUCCCAGUCGCAGCGCUCCAAGGCUGACAACAUGCCCCUUUAAGACUUAACCUCCCUCCGACGCCCACCAUUACACCCCCGCCACCUCCCGCCCUCUCCACCUCACACACUCCCCUUCCUCAUACACACAACCCGUGGACUAGAGACCUGCACCUAGGAGAAAUAUUUUUAUUUUGUAUAACAGACAGAUAUUCUAAACAAAUGAAAUAUUUAUUUUCAUUUCAGCAAAAAUUGUCUACUAGCUAACAGCAAAGACUUUUUUUAUAAUGGGGGGAGGGGAUAUUUAUAUGUAAAGUUUUUUGAUUUACAGCAUUAUGAGAGAUGAAAAAAAUAAGAGAAUUACGUGCCAAUUUUUUCACAAGUUAGAUAAAUAGAAUAAUAUUGUGGUGCCUUUUGCUGUAUGCUGAAGUCGGAGGUCCCAUUGAGUUUUUGUAGCCUUUCUUAUAAAGACUCCUCGUUUUUAUAGAGACCAACCCUCUUCCUUCCUUUUGCUUUGGUUUGUUUCUCUGAUUUGGGAUCUUCCUCUUUUUGAACUGUGAUCUGAUUAUGUCAUCAUGCAAUAUUGAUUCCUCCUGUGUAAAAGGUGUCUGUUUACAUGAGUAUGACCCACGCGAUGCGCUCGUUUCACAGGGACAUUUAGUCACUGACGCAACCAAGAUGUGUAGGGUAGUUUCCUCGGAUGAACACACAUCGGUCAUUUAUGUCCUCGUUCGCUGCCUGUCAGUCAUUUCUUGUUAUUUCUGUAAAAGCAGGAACGUUGGGGAGUUGUCGAGGGAAAGUGACUCCAGAUUCCUCGUGUAGGUAUUCAGGGUGCUGCCAUGACAUUGGUGGUGGUUGUAGUGUGCGUGUACUGUAUGUGUGUGUCUGUGCGUGCGUGCCUGUAUCCAUUCUGCACGCCUCAUGAAGCCUCAUUCGGUUGGCGCCUCUGUUCACCUUGGAGGGUGUGAUCUCUGUUGUUUGACUGUCACGCUCCUCUCCACCGAUCCUCACGCUGCCAGAAGCUCCAUUGCACUGUAAGAACCUCCCUCCGUGAGCAGUCAUUGGCCAGGGAGCUGCCGAUCCAAACCGAACCUAACCAAUCCAGUUGUAAUCCAGCCUGACUCUGGCCUCCCGUGGACUGCCUAGCCCGCUCGUUUCCUAUGCCAGCAGCUUAGAGCCGCACUGUGUCUCAGGACUUCCCCAUCACAUCACAGCCAAAAAGACUCAAAGCAGAGAACGCACGUCAUCUCAGUCACAGUUCAGUUCGCAGGUCAGAUCGACAUCCCCUCACUCCUUCUUUUCGCCAUCUAUCAGGUUUCUCGCGCUUACUUGUGGCUAAAGGACGGUAAACAACGCGUUUGAUUAAACUUUUGGAAUCAGUAGGCGGAUUCAGUUACUUUUUUCUUUAACUUCAAGAAGUUAUGUGUGCGUUUAAGUGAGCAUGUGUGUAGCCGUGUUAAAAAGAUGAAGUUGUGCAGAGACGGCAUCUGUUUGCGCUCUGAUGCAGGGGCGUAACCUUGGAAUUCUGCCCCCACCACUGAAAGGUGGAUCUCCCUCUGGGUUUCCCAUUUUCGCUCUUUUUCCUUUAAAAAAAAAUUUGUUUGUUUUCUUUUUUAAAAAGGAUAUCCCACCGAAAGCUACGUGGGCGCACAUUUUGCCACACUAGUGACAGUGCUGCUCCGAUCGGGAAGAAGCACCACGUGCGGGUUCACAUUGCUGGGAAGAGAGUUUCCGAGGCUGAUUCUACCCUUUUAGUUAGCUCACACGGUUGUAUAUGAUAAUCCUGAUUACUGCAUCCUUGAUUUGCAUUCCUAUACCUUUUAUCAACUGAACUUUAUUUGCUUGGUCACACUGACUGACUGAAUGAUCUGUUAUGUGUGUCUCCGUCUGCCCCUUCCACCCACCACAUCGCAACCUCACCGUCACGUCUUCCUCGCCCUCUUACAGAAGCAACUAGCAGACAAAGUUAAGUCCAGUGAGUAAAACCAAACAGCACACUACCAGUAGUCCGAUCAUGUCAGAAACUCUUCCACUGCAGAUGUACAUCAGGUUCUGAGACCCUUAGAGAGACCCUUUGAAGUUCACUGAGGAAAAUGAUACUGUGUUAGAUACAAUGUGUCCCGACUAGACUUCAUUUCCAAUAUGUAGAGUUUUGUUUUCUUUCUUUUUCCCCCACACAGGCAAUGCAUGGAUCACAGAUAUAGAAAUUAUCCCCUCAGAUUUAGGGGGAAUCGUAUGAUAUGAAAAUACAAUUUGGGUUCACGGCCCAGUGGUCUGGCUAGUUUUGUCUUACUAUCACUGUAAUCAAUCUGGGAUUUGCAAACGAUUUGAAAUUACUGCAAGUGAGGAUAGUGUGCUUCUAGAGCUAGUCGAAUUGUUGACAACCCCACCCUCUUUCUCCUCGACC
Molecule: messenger RNA, 4839 nt
Organism: Neolamprologus brichardi
Lineage: Eukaryota; Metazoa; Chordata; Actinopteri; Cichliformes; Cichlidae
Gene: nrg2b
Product: neuregulin 2b
Biological process (GO): intracellular signal transduction; animal organ development; nervous system development
Molecular function (GO): signaling receptor binding
Source: RefSeq, a predicted model, not a curated record